AUGGCAAGAUCGAGAUCCAGCUCUCGUCAUACCAAUGGUUCCCGCGGCACCCAGCUCGCCGCGAACGGGAACGGCCCCAACGGGGCCCCCGCCCCCAGCAUCCAACCAGCCGCCUCCGCCAGGUCGGGGGAGGAUCUGACGGCCCAGCUCACCAACCACCGUAGCAGUGGUGCGCCACCAGAACCCCCGCCGCCCCCGCUCCAGCUCGCGCACUCAUCCGGGAGGGGGUGGCGGUCUUCGAACAAGCUUCCACCGCGCUGGCGCGCGUCGCGGCGGGCCUCCGAGCAGAGGAACAAGCCGCCCUGGGUUCCACCGGAGGGGCGUCGGCGUCGCCUCCGCCUCCUCCCACCUGGGGGCGCAGUGGCCCAAGCACCCGACCGCCCCAGACACCCGUCACCCAGGGGGAGGUCAACUCGCCUCGACCAUCGGAGAGGCGGGGAAGAUGGGACUCCCGCCGAGACCGCCAGCAUGACGACGAUGGAAGGGCCCCAACCCAAGCCAGGCCCGCCCUGGAGAGGUUGGGCGACCGGGUGCCAGCCCGGGAGAGGUUGGGCCCAAGGCCUGCUGCUAAUGAGCCCCCACCAGCAGAGUCCUGCUCCCGCUGGCAGGCACGUCAGCAGUCAGUCACCCGGAGGUCGCCGAGUCGCGGACCCCAGGCCCCGCCGCGACAAGAGGUAG
This is a messenger RNA of Ipomoea nil (Japanese morning glory), 678 nucleotides long. Its product is annotated as synapsin-1-like. The transcript has a single exon. Lineage: Eukaryota; Viridiplantae; Streptophyta; Magnoliopsida; Solanales; Convolvulaceae. The record is from RefSeq and is a predicted model, not a curated record. Bases 1 to 678 code for a protein of 225 amino acids.